Messenger RNA from Trichobilharzia regenti, 420 nucleotides. Lineage: Eukaryota; Metazoa; Platyhelminthes; Trematoda; Strigeidida; Schistosomatidae. The record is from the annotation of a GenBank genome assembly.
AUGUCGGAGGCUAAGAAAUGUAUACCAAGAAAUGUUGCUAACGAACCAUGGUACGAUAGACUUUAUCACAAUAAAACUAUGUCUUCAACAAUAAAAUAUGUUAAUUUUAAAAAUCCAGAAGCGCCAUUAGAUAAAUUAGACUUUGCUCUGAAAUCAGUCUAUGAUCAAGAGGUGGAAUUGAUUAACGGUAAACCUUUACCACCACUUACAACUAAGGAUGAAAAUGAACUAAUUGUUCGAAAUAAAGUUGUUGGCCCAGAAGCACAUUCAUUUCCAAAAGCUGGUAGAUCACUGAUAAUUUGGAAUAAUCCAACAAAAGACAGUGUGCAUAAAGCAGACAACGCAAUAUGUGGUCAUCAUUCACAAGAGACUAAUGCUGGAUAUUCAAGGAAACCAAAUGGUGGUCAUUUUAUGAAUUGA